CAGUGCAGAUAUACCUGGCUGGCUUACAUCUAGCUGCUAGUGGACCACCACCCGGGGGGUCACACUGUGUCACCGCCGCCCACCUACCGUUCCCAUGUGGGCGGCAUGCUGAGGUGAGCCUUAUCCCGAGUGCCAGUGCAGAUAUACCUGGCUGGCUUACAUCUAGCUGCUAGUGGACCACCACCCGGGGGGUCACACUGUGUCACCGCCGCCCACCUACCGUUCCCAUGUGGGCGGCAUGCUGAGGGCGCCGCUGGGGCUGCGGCGCGGGGAGGCGCCCGGGGACAGCCGGCCGCCCAGCUACUGCUCCAGGGCCAGCUCGCGGCCCGGGGCGCGCCCGGCCACACAGCACAGCCGCGAGCCGGAGCCGGGCGCCGUGGUGAGCGUGAUCAGCGUGACGGGUGCGGACGGCUUCAAGCUGGCGCCGCAGGACGACUCUCUGGCCGUCUCGCUGAGCAAGGGCUCCAAGCCGCGGGGCCACGUGGUGACCAUCGUGCAGAGCGACGCCGAGGCGAGCCCGGUGAUCGUGACGGUGUCCGGCUCCAGCAGCUGCGCGCCGCAGCCUCUGGACGGCGAGAUGGAGAUCCUGGCGCACUUGUAGCAGUCACUCUGUUCCUGUCUCCGACUCUUCGAUAGCUUUUCUAUCUUCGGAUUAUUUUUUAACUGUAGCCUACUGUAACAAGUAUGGAACCACGCUAUAGCCAAUUUUUGAGAAGAAAAAAAAAGUAAAACAAUGUUGAUGACGUUUGCACCGUUUUGAUAGUGACAAAUUAAUUGCCGCAGCUUUAGUACAAUGUAUUUUUUCAUUUUUGUGUCUUUUUUUUUAUGUAGUUUUUUCUUAAUUUUGAAUUUAUAUAGACUCUUAUCAGACUUUUAUCAAGCGAAGUCAUAUUAUUGGCUUUGCAUAAUUAUGAUCUCUGUUUAAGUUCAAGUCUCAUAUAAAUCUUUAUCAUGUUUUGUCUUAUAAUCUGAUAUGUGUUUAAAUUUUCUAAGCAAAAUAUUUUCGCAUUAAUAAAUUAUUGAAUAGUUACUAAGAAAAACUAUUUCUUAAAUAGAGCUGAAAAUACUCAGGAUUGAAAUAACGAAAUAACAGUUUUGUUGUGUUGUUUUAUAUAAUAAAUACACUUCAAUGUUUUCUUGUUAAAGAUUAUAAAAGUUAAUAACUAUAGCUCUUGUUAAAAAUGUUACUAAACCAUUCACUCUAUUACUUAUAUAUUUUCUAUAUUUUCUUUAAAUAAUGGCAAUUCAAUCUGCUUUAAAACAAGUACAAAUUUAUAAAAAAGAUAGUUUCUAAAAAAAUUGAAAGGUCUCUGAACUGUGGUUUUACUAUAAACUGUAAUGAAAAUGGUCUAAUUAUGCAGCUUUAAAGUAUACCUAUUUCUUCAUAAUUUCUUAAAAAGUACCAUAACAACUGUAUUUGUAGUCCAUAAUUAGUUUUUUAUUUUCACUUUUUGAGUUUUUUUAAAUAAUGUAACAUGUUUCUGUUAUUUGAAAUAUUAUAUUCUAGAAAUUUUAAAGU
Molecule: messenger RNA, 1519 nt
Organism: Bacillus rossius redtenbacheri
Lineage: Eukaryota; Metazoa; Arthropoda; Insecta; Phasmatodea; Bacillidae
Exons: 2
Coding region: 239-601 (120 amino acids)
Source: RefSeq, a predicted model, not a curated record